This is a messenger RNA of Schistosoma bovis, 1209 nucleotides long. NCBI's taxonomy places the organism in Eukaryota, Metazoa, Platyhelminthes, Trematoda, Strigeidida, Schistosomatidae. The record is from the annotation of a GenBank genome assembly.
AUGUUGUGGCAUUGCUAUUGCCGUAAGAUCGGUGAGCUUGUAGGUACCGUUAUUAGGACGAAGGUGGGAAGUGUAAUAAUAGCGACUGCAUGUGGGUCUGUUUUGUCUGGGGUAUUUUACUUUACUGUCAAUGGUUAUGAACAUGUAAAAAUGAAGACACAAAAGGCUGAUAUUAGACAUCUAUCGCUUGAAGAAAAGUUCCGCACCUUCGCCUCUUUGCGAUUUAACGGCGUUUUGUUGAUGACCCCUUCAGAUUUUUUACGUUCUUUGGUUGAUGAUCAAAAGCAGGUCAAAAUGAUGAUAAAAAAUGAACCGCAAUUCAUCGAGAAAAUAAUGACUAGAGCAUCUAAGAAGAAACAUGGAUCUCGUUUUUUUCGAAACCUUCAAAACGAUGGGAUAAUAACAUUUUCGGAAUAUUUGUUCCUGCUGCAUAUACUAACAAAAUCUUCGUCGGGUUUUGAAAUAGCAUUCAAAAUGCUUGAUAGGGAUCUAAGUGGAUCUGUUGAUGCCAGAGAAUUCAUGAUCUUGAACCAUAUAAUCGCAGAAAGUACCGAUGAUAUACUUGAUACCGAUAGAGGGGCAUGUGAUCUCUUGCUUCCGGCAGACCAAGCAUAUAAUACAACUCUUAUGACUCACCUAUUUGGUUAUAAUAAGAAUCAUAACCUGAGCUUUGAGGAAUUUAAAAGAUUCAUGCAUAAUGUUCAAACAGAAGCACUAGAGGUUGAAUUUCAGGAGUUUUCUUCAGGCUCAUCUGCAAUUACACCAGUCGAUUUCGCUCGUAUUAUUCUUCGUUAUACCACAGUGUCUACUUCUGAGUAUGAUGCAUUCAUAAAUCGACUUGAAAAGGCUGUUCCCUCUAACAUAACAAUCUCCUUCAAUGAAUUCCAGAAAUUCUUCAUGUUUCUAAACUGUUUGGAUGAUUUUGCACUGGCAGUAAAAAUGUACACUAUUGCAGGCCAGCCUAUAUCACUACCUGAAUUUAAGCGAGCUGUUAAAGCAUGCAUUGGUAAUGAAUUAAGCUCUGAUGUUUUAACAGUCCUGUUUGCCCUAUUUGAUCGUGAUGAAGACAAUUGUCUUAGUUAUAAUGAAUUCAUUCACAUCAUGCGGGAGAGACAUUCUGGAGGACUGUCGCGUACUUCUAAACAUAAUCAGUACACAAGGAUGUUUCGAAAGUGUCUAAAACGUGAACUCCAAAGUUCAGUGAAUUGA